CGUUAAAUAUAGUAAUUCCGUCGUCUGCACCGGAGUAGAAACAAGUUGAUUUACUAGAUCGAAUAUCGUUACGAGUUGAAGCGUAUUCGGCAUAAUAUUAUCGCGCGUAAUACAAUCCGAGAUAUUUAUCGUCAUUCAAUGAAUUUAGAAUACUUCCUUCCGCGUACAUAAUUUAAGUACAUAUUUGCGUACGAGAUGAGAUGUGGUUGAUUAAAUCGGUGAAAAAAAGGGGAAAUGAAAAAAACCCCACUCGCUUCGAUUGGGAGAAUAAGGAUGAAAAAAUUCGUGCGAGGACACCGAAUGCGCUCGCCGAUCCGGGUAUAGCCUUGGCUUCGCCGUGUUUUCGGCAACACUUCAACACCGUGGUAUUUAAAUUUGCUUAUGCGACGACGACGUAUCGGUAGGUCUGACAGUUGGCGACAAACGGAGUUUAAAUGAUUCGACGUCAAACUGGUUUAUUGGGAGCGAGUGAGCGAGUGCCGAGUGACUCAAUGAUACGCUUUUUUUUUUUUCCUCUCUUUCGAUUCAAUCUUUUUUUCCAUACUUCGCGGCUAAGAACCGCUCGUAUACGCCGCCUCGCGAUCCCGCGUUCGGUUCAACAAUAUUAGUUGAAAUCCGUGCGAAAGCCGGAAGAAUUGGUCCAUCAUCGUUUGGGUUAUCCUCAUUUCAAAGAUCGCGAAAGAUCGGCAGUCCAGAUCGGGCCGAGGUCCGUGAAGCCUCGCGUGUCUCGACGCUCGUUCGUAUUGUGCAAACCGUUUGUUUUAUUAUUUUUUAUUAUUUGUUUUUUUUUUAACGUCGACUCGAUUCGUCGGGACGUCGAUAAAAAUUUCCUUUUCUUCGUGCGACGUUGUUGUUUCAACGAUAAAAAAAUAAAAAAAUAAAAUAAAAUAAACACAAUGAAGCAAAACACGCUGCAAGUUCCUAUCGCGAGGGAAUUAAUUAUUCCGACGCUUACCAUAAAUGGCGAACAAUCCGCGUCGAUGAUGAGACUCAACCGUCCGUCGGUCGACAUAGAAUUUGUUAACAUAACUUACACGGUGCAGAGCGGUUUUCGCCAGCGUAGAAAACAAAUCCUACGCAGUGUUUCCGGUUACUUCAAGUCCGGCGAACUGACCGCCAUAAUGGGACCCUCCGGUGCCGGCAAAACGUCGUUGUUCCACAUUCUCACCGGAUUUCGUCGUAGGAACGUGGCCGGCAGCAUCCGUUACGUGGGGAUCGACGGCAGGUCCGCCGGUUCCGAGGAGUACAGAAGAGCGCUUCGCUACAUCCACCAGGAGGACAAAUUGUACCCGACGUUCACGGUGAACGAGAUGAUGUGGCUGGCGGCCGAGCUCAAGCUCGGUCCCGACUACACGUUCGACGAGAAAAGUGAACUGAUCGAAAAAACCCUGAAGACGUUCAACAUCGCCAGGGUACGCGACGUGCGCUGCGACAUGCUCAGCGGUGGUCAGAGAAAACGUCUCUGCAUCGCCGUCGAACUCGUGGACAACCCUCGCGUGGUAUUCCUCGACGAACCGACCACCGGACUGGACUCUUCGUUGUCCGCGGAGUGCAUCGCGACCCUGAAAAUCCUCGCCAAAGACGGACGGACGGUAGUCUGCGUUAUCCAUCAGCCAAGCGCGGCGAUUUACGAGGCGUUCGACCAGGUGUACUUUUUGGCCGAGGGAAGAUGCGUCUAUCAAGGCCUACCCCAGGAGACGGUCUCCUACUUCAAGGACUUCGGAUUGUGUUGUCCGCUCUAUCACAACCCGGCCGACUACGUCACCGAAGUGAUCAGCAACGAGUACGGAUACUUCAUCGACGUACUGGAGAACGCGGCGAGCCUCAAUCGCACGUGGACCUGCCAUCCCGCCGCGGACGAGAGCAAAUGCGAGAGAAACAGGAGGAGAAAGAGGGCGAUCUCGCUCCCGGGGGAAACUACCAAGUGGAUGUUCGAACUUCACAAAUACCGAAUUCUACUGAAACGCUCGAUGACCCAACUGAUACGGGACUGGAGCGCGGUCCAGAUGAAAAUCGCCCUGCACGUGCUACUCGGUAUCCUUCUCGGGACGAUGUUCCUCGACAGCGGUAACGACGGUUCGAAGAGCCUCGACAACGUCAGGUUCAUACUUUGCAGUUCGGUUUUCCUAAGUUACACAACUCUAAUGCCGGCCGUACUACGUUUUCCCCUCGAGCUACCCGUACUCCAGAAAGAACAUUUCAACAACUGGUAUUACUUGAGGACAUACUUCGCCGCCGUCAGUUCGAUCAAUAUUCCAUUCCAGGUGAUACUCACUACCAUCUACUGCGGGAUAAGCUACGUCCUCACCGGUCAACCGAUAGAGUGGGACAGGUUCCUCAUGUUCCUUCUGGUCGGCACCCUGACCGGUCUAACGGCGGAGUCCAUCGGCCUCCUCUUCGGGACGCUGCUCAAUCCGAUAAACGGAACGUUCAUAGGGGCGGCGACAAUGGCGGUGAUGAUUUCGCUCGCCGGUUUCAUACCGCUCUACAAACACAUGCCCGGAUUCAUGUACAACCUGACCUACCUGAGCUUCCUCAGGUAUUCGGUGGAGGCGUUGAUCGUGGCGAUGUACGGAUUCGACAGAGGCAAACUCGACUGUCCCCGCGAAAACGACUAUUGUCAUUACCGGUACCCCCAGUCCAUCUUGGAGGAACUGUCCAUGAAGGAGAGCCGGUUUUGGCCGAACGUCGGAGCCCUAACGAUAUACUUUAUUGUUUUUAGACUGCUGUCGUGUUGGACCUUGAAAAGACGGUUGUCCAGUGCGUGAAGACCACCCAAUCUAUAUUUAACGUUAUCUUAUCGAAAAAGACUUGUUUCUGUUGUUGCUUAUUUUUAGAUUAAUGGGAACUAUUCGAUUUUAAUAUUCCCCGUAAUUAUACGAAUAAUAAACGAGUUAACUUAAUACAA
Molecule: messenger RNA, 2908 nt
Organism: Athalia rosae (coleseed sawfly)
Lineage: Eukaryota; Metazoa; Arthropoda; Insecta; Hymenoptera; Athaliidae
Product: ATP-binding cassette sub-family G member 4-like
Exons: 1
Coding region: 897-2768 (623 amino acids)
Cellular component (GO): plasma membrane
Molecular function (GO): ATP hydrolysis activity; ATP binding; ABC-type transporter activity
Source: RefSeq, a predicted model, not a curated record